Molecule: messenger RNA, 1113 nt
Organism: Puma concolor (puma)
Lineage: Eukaryota; Metazoa; Chordata; Mammalia; Carnivora; Felidae
Source: RefSeq, a predicted model, not a curated record
AUGAAUGUGGCAGCGAAGUACCGCCAGGCGUCGCUGUACGUGGGUGACCUCCACGCAGAUGUCACCGAGGACUUGCUGUUCAAAAAGUUCAGCACCGUGGGGCCUGUGCUGUCCAUCCGCAUCUGCAGGGACCUGGUCACCCGCCGCUCUCUGGGCUAUGCCUACGUGAACUUCCUGAAGCUGGCCGAUGCCCAGAGGGCCCUGGACACGAUGAACUUUGACACGAUAAAGGGCAAACCCAUCCGCCUCAUGUGGUCUCAGCGCGAUGCCUACUUAAGGAAGUCGGGCAUCGGGAACGUGUUCAUCAAGAAUCUGGACAGAUCCAUUGAUAACAAAACCCUCUAUGAACAUUUUUCAGCCUUUGGGAAGAUCCUUUCCUCCAAGGUGAUGAGUGAUGACCAAGGAUCUAGGGGCUAUGCAUUUGUGCACUUUCAGAACCAGAUCGCAGCCGACAGGGCCAUCGAGGAGAUGAAUGGGGCUCUGCUUAAGGACUGCAGGCUGUUUGUCGGCAGAUUCAAAAACCGUAAAGAUCGGGAAGCCGAGCUCCGCAGCAAGGCCAAUGAAUUCACCAAUGUUUACAUCAAAAACUUUGGAGAUGACAUGGAUGAUGAGAGACUGAAGGAAGUUUUCAGUAAAUAUGGUAAAACCCUGAGUGUGAAGGUGAUGACAGAUUCCAGUGGGAAAUCCAAAGGCUUUGGCUUUGUGAGUUUUGAUAGCCAUGAGGCUGCCAAAAAGGCCGUUGAAGAAAUGAAUGGAAAGGAUAUAAACGGACAGCUGCUUUUUGUAGGCCGGGCGCAAAAGAAAUCCGAGCGACAGGCCGAGUUAAAGCAACUGUUUGAGCAGCUGAAACAGGAAAGAUUUCGGAGGUGCCAAGGCAUGAAGCUCUAUAUUAAGAAUCUCGAUGACACCAUUGAUGAUGAGAAACUGUGGAGGGAAUUUUCUUCAUUUGGAUCAAUUAGCAGAGUCAAGAUAAUGCGGGAAGAAGGGCGAAGCAAAGGGUUUGGCUUGAUCUGCUUCUCCUCUCCUGAGGAGGCCACUAAAGCAAUGGCUGAGAUGAAUGGCCGUAUCUUGGGCUCCAAGCCACUCUACAUUGCCCUGGCCCAGAAGCCCUAG